This is a messenger RNA of Erythranthe guttata (spotted monkey flower), 1554 nucleotides long. RefSeq names its product F-box/LRR-repeat protein At3g26922. The record is from RefSeq and is a predicted model, not a curated record. Gene Ontology annotation, molecular function: protein binding. NCBI's taxonomy places the organism in Eukaryota, Viridiplantae, Streptophyta, Magnoliopsida, Lamiales, Phrymaceae.
AUGAGUUUUGUGGUCGAUGAUCGGAUAAGUCAGUUGCCCGACGACGUUCUUGUCGAUAUAUUGUCUUUUCUAUCGCUCAAAGAAGCAGCUCGAACGAGUGUUCUUUCGUCCCGUUGGAUAAACUUAUGGAAACAUAUAACUUGUCUUGAUUUGGACACGCCAGCUUCGCUCAAAAGCUUCGGACACAAGUACGUGAACUGGGUGAACUCCGUUAUCCGAUCAAACAAAUCCCCCACCUUAAAAAAAUUUAGGAUCCGUUUUCCUGCAGAUGGUAAUUCCAUUACUCAGUGGCUUGAAUUCGCGUUUUCCAGACAUGUUCGGAGUUUGGAGUUGGACUUUCCAGUUUACUAUAAUAACUUUUGUUUCCCCAACGAGUUAUUUGCCCCAAGAAGCAAUACGGUUCUCGAAUUUAAGUCCCUCAAAGCAUUGUCGCUUAAAAGAGUUACUUUGAGAGGUGGAGAAAUCGAGUUAUUUUUACGUAACUGCCCUUUACUCGAACAAUUGAUUGUCCAUACCGCAUGGAACAUACCAACGAUCGAAGUUUGUGGUCCAUCGCUCGUGCUGAAACACUUGGAGAUAGUCAACUGCACGGGCUUGCAAUCACUUAAAGUUUACGCUCCGAAUCUCGCCUCGCUUAGGGUUACGAGUCUAAAAGGAGUUUCGCUCGAGAAUGUUCCAAUGCUGGUUGAUGCAACCGUCAGUUGCGACUAUGAUAGUAUUUCUGUGAAACAUUUACUUUCUGUAUUGUCUAGCUGCAUUUCUCAAUUGGAGACUCUUAAUUUGGUGUUGUCGAAGAGUUACGAUAGAGAAACGAACGAGCUCUACAGUUAUUUCCCUGAAAUGCCUAAAUUGAAUAAGUUGGUCAUCGAAUGUUUUUCAUUUGACGAUCAAAGUCUCGUUAGGUUCGCUUCUCUGAUAAGGGCGUCUCCUUACUUGCAGGAACUUGUUUUACAUAAUAAAAGGUUAGAAGGUCGGCUAAAGCAUAGACAAGGGGACUAUGAUGCUGCAGCUAUUAAUGCAAGGUUUCGGCACGAGCAUCUUAAAGUGUUCAGAUUUUGUGGAUAUCAGUUUUGCUCCAGUAACAAUGCAUUAGUUCGGUACAUUUUGAAGAACUGCACAGUGCUUGAGAAAAUAAUAAUCGAUCCGUGUGUUAUAUUUUUUUACAACCGAUCAAGUCGCGUGAUGCUGGAAAAAAGUGCGAGAGACGUGGCAAAACAACAUAUUGAGCCGCAAUUGCCUCACGGCGUUGAAUUGGUUAUUCUUUAACUUUCUCAAUUGAGACUAAUACUUAGUAUAUGUGUCGUGAACAACAAUAUUGAAUGUUGGAUUUGAUACUUCAAUUAACAUCAAUUUGAAUUCAAUUAAUUUUGAUUUUGGAACAUAUAUUUUUGAUAUGAAUCCCAAAAGUUCCGAUUUCUAAUUUCCAAUUUGUAUUUCUAUUUUUUAUUUUUGAUUGAAAUUGGAAUAAAUAUUUGAAUGGAAAACAGCUAAGCAAGGUAAAAAUGAAUUAAAUUGAUUAGCUAGCUCACACGAUAAUCCGAUAAAUCAUAAAGA